CACGGUGGAGUCGCGUUGGCAUUUUGAUCAGCCGCUCGAGCACACGGGAAGAGUCUGCUCGCUUAGUGCAGUGACACGACAUGAUAAGGUUCUCAUCAUGGACACGGAGAUGAUGACGAAAUUCUCCUCGAAAGACGAGGAAAUUGAGUACUGGAAGAGCUUGUCUCUCAAAUACAAGAAUAGUUAUCAUGAUGCUCAGGAGGAGCUGCAGGAGUUCCAGGAGGGCAGUCGAGAGCUGGAGGCCGAGCUGGAAGCUCAGCUGGGUCAAGCGGAACAUCGCAUCCGAGACCUGCAUUUAGAAAACCAGAGGAUGAAGAGUGAGGCAGAAACACUCAAGGAGAAACUGGAGCAGCAGUACGCUCAGAGCUACAAGCAGAUUUCCAUGCUGGAGGAUGACCUGGUCCAAACACGUAGCAUCAAGGAGCAGCUGCACAAAUAUGUCAGGGAGCUGGAACAGGCCAACGAUGACCUGGAGAGAGCUAAGAGGGCCACCAUCACAUCUCUGGAAGACUUUGAGCAGCGGCUAAACCAGGCUAUAGAACGGAACGCGUUCCUGGAGAGCGAACUGGACGAGAAGGAGUCGCUGCUGGUCUCGGUGCAGAGGCUGAAAGAUGAGGCUAGAGACCUGAGACAGGAGUUGGCUGUACGAGAGAGGACGACAGAUGUUUCCAGGAUGUCGGCUCCCAGCUCUCCCACCUUAGAUAUCGAUAAGACUGACUCAGCAGUGCAGGCCUCCCUGUCCCUCCCAGCCACACCCGUAGGGAAGACCAUCGAACAUCCUUUCAUUGCUCCGAAAGCAUUGACCAAUGGCUAUGGAAACUCCUCCCUCACACCGUCUGCACGGAUCUCAGCCCUUAACAUUGUUGGUGACCUUUUGCGGAAAGUCGGGGCUCUAGAGUCUAAACUAGCUGCUUGCAGAAACUUUGCCAAGGAUCAGGCAGCAAGGAAAAAUUACACAGGAAAUGGAAACCUCAGCAACAGCAAUGCAACAAAGUUCUCUCAUUCACUGCACACUACGUAUUUUGAUAAGACGACUAUGAAUGGGCUGGAUCCCAGCGCCCUGACCACCAUGGCUUCCCCUUGUGCCGUGUCCCCUCCCGGCAUGCUCCCUCUCAGCGUGUGAGAGACUUUCCCUGCAACCUCCAUACAAGCCCCGACACCCCAUGAACAUGGAGAGGACACUUGAAAGAGUGUGUGCCUGAGAGUAUGAGCGUGUGUAAGAGAGACUGCUGAAAUGACGUGCCACACGCGUGUCUGACCGAUACGUGUCAGGCGCGAGGGUCUGUUCCUGUGACCGUGUGGCUCUGUAGACCUCAGUUCUGACGAGGUGUCAGCAUUUCCCGGUUUUAUCUUCACCUAAAGCCAGUAAAAUGACAAAGGUCUGCGUCAGACCACAGCUUCUGUAUGAGUUCAUUUUAGUGUGUUGCACAAUUGAAAAAUAUUUAGCAGAUGGAAAAAAAAUGGUGAAAAAAAUGCAAAGGGAUUUUCUUUGAGGUGAACGUCACUGUAUGUUGAGCAAUGUGAGUGUGUGUUAAGGGCAUGGUGGGGAUAAGAAGUAAAUCUGGACAUCCCCUCAGCCUUGAAUGACUGAAUUACAUGUUCACUUUAUCUGCUCAGUUCCAUAAUUCCUAAAACACACGUUUACUCGGUCAAGACUCUCCUCAUUCUGCAAAGGUAACGAUGGCAUCGGCCUACACGUACUGUUUGACAAUAAUUCUGCUUUGACUGUAAAUCAAUAACUGUGCAAUGUGACCUCAUUUCUAUCCCUUGUGCCUCGGGAUCUGCUGUUGAGUUUGAUAUUUAUUUAUUUCACUUGAGGAGCGCAAGCCAACUUUUGUUUAUCACAGUGUUUAAGUUUAGUUCUUAAAUGGCAAACUUUAACAUAAGCUAUAGUAGCACUUAUUAAGUGUUAAUUUACUCAUGUAGUCUUUGAUUACACAUAGUUAACAUGCACUUUGUUGACUAUUUUGUUAUAUUUCAUGUAUAUAGAUUUGUAAACAUGGCAGCAGUGCCCAGUAAAGUAUGUAGAUACUAAAAGAGGGCCAAUGAGCUGUUUAAUUUAUUUCAGAAUGUUUAUGGCAUGUUUUGACAUGAGUGAGUUAGUCUUACAUACUGUGCAUUGUUUAAAAUCAUAUAUCAAGAUGUAAACAUUGUCUAAUAUGUGCAAAUAAAUAAAAG
This is a messenger RNA of Xyrauchen texanus (razorback sucker), 2178 nucleotides long. Its product is annotated as nuclear distribution protein nudE-like 1-B. Gene Ontology annotation, biological process: microtubule nucleation; establishment of mitotic spindle orientation; vesicle transport along microtubule. Gene Ontology annotation, cellular component: centrosome; kinetochore; kinesin complex. Lineage: Eukaryota; Metazoa; Chordata; Actinopteri; Cypriniformes; Catostomidae. The record is from RefSeq and is a predicted model, not a curated record. The transcript is spliced from 9 exons. Gene Ontology annotation, molecular function: microtubule binding. The coding region runs from base 98 to 1123 and encodes 341 amino acids.